AUGGAGGGAGCAGAGAUUCCCCCUGACGUAAAGAGCGGUUGGGGGAUUUAUAUACUUGCAUCUCAACGAGUGAAUGUUUUGCUUUUGGUCGCCAUUUGGUUGUGGCAGUGGAUGUUGAAACUUCUGUCGUCGUGCCAAUUGGAUGUCUCAACCGUGAUACAGUCCAGGAAGCCCAAUGAGAUGGUCCUGCCGUUGUCGCAUGCGCAGAUGCAGAGGCUCUCCAGGCAAUUUGCGGUAAGAUUAUCGCGGAUCAUCGUGCCCUUGCAGCUGAUCGGUCUGUUGUGUCAGAGCUGGGCUGAAGCGACUGAACGAAGCAGUAACUUGGCUCAGUUCGCGAUCCUACUGUUGCCUCUGAUACAGUUCGUCAUCAUCGUCGGCUCAAUAAGCCGCAAUUGCCAAAUCAUUAAUUACUGCAUCAAGAGAAUACUGCUGAUUGAGACGAGUCCAAGACCGAUGAGGAACGUGUACAUCUUACUGUCGGACACGCUAACCUCAUUUACUAAGCCCCUGAUCGAUUUUACACUAUACCUGACCACUCUUUUCCUCUCUAAGGACGUAUUGUGGACCCAUUGUGAUUUAUUGAUCUCGUUAUUCCCGCUAAAUAUAAGAAUAUGGCAAUGCUUUAGAGAAUUCUACCUCGGCAGGGAUAAGUCGCUGCUGGUCAACGCGUUGAAAUAUAUCUCCAGCAUACCGAUCAUGGUGUGCGUUUGGCAUAGCAGAGUGGACCCUGAGAAACACAACUCCAACGUGGUCCAUUGGUUCCAAUGCCUCAAUUCCUGCUUCACGCUUGUGUGGGACGUCAGGAUGGAUUGGAAGAUCAAUUCGCUGAGACGGAUAAGGAAGAAUCACAAGACCUCCCAAAAUGUCAUAUUCCCUAAAUUCGUAUACUACAUGGGUGUUCUUUUUGACUUUUCUAUAAAGUUCUGGUGGAUUUGGACGCUAAAAAGACCGGACCAUACGAUUCUUUUCGCAAGCGAGUUGCAAUACUUGGAAAUCCUCAGGAGAUCAGUCUGGGUCAUAUUCAAACUAGAAUCCGAAUAUGUAACGAUAAGAAACUUAGCUACCGAAAAAUAA
Messenger RNA from Torulaspora globosa, 1074 nucleotides. RefSeq names its product Erd1p (gene ERD1). The coding region runs from base 1 to 1074 and encodes 357 amino acids. NCBI's taxonomy places the organism in Eukaryota, Fungi, Ascomycota, Saccharomycetes, Saccharomycetales, Saccharomycetaceae. The record is from RefSeq and is a predicted model, not a curated record. Gene Ontology annotation, cellular component: cytoplasm; membrane. The transcript has a single exon.